Bipolaris sorokiniana ND90Pr is the source of this 2410-nucleotide messenger RNA. RefSeq lists its product as uncharacterized. The coding region runs from base 214 to 1992 and encodes 592 amino acids. The transcript has a single exon. Gene Ontology annotation, cellular component: cytoplasm. Gene Ontology annotation, molecular function: tRNA methyltransferase activity. The record is from RefSeq and is a predicted model, not a curated record. Gene Ontology annotation, biological process: tRNA methylation. Lineage: Eukaryota; Fungi; Ascomycota; Dothideomycetes; Pleosporales; Pleosporaceae.
UGUCACUGUCAUGUCUGCAAUUGAAGUAGACAUGUUCAACCGCGCCAUGUCCAACACCCAUCGAGUUCAGUCUGAGCAGUGUGUGUUCUGGUCGCAAUUAGUUGCUUUGAGCUAGCUAGUACGCUGAAAUGCACGGAUUCUCCAGUGUUCGCCGUAAAACCAUGACACUCAUUUCCCGACAUCUACAACAAGAACUAGCAGAUUGCGUAUACCAUGGACCACAUAACGGAAAAUCAAGAACAGGAAGAGGCCAAUGCAAGAGUGGUGCUCAUAGUUCCGAAGAGCCACGUCAAGACAGUGAAAUCUGCUCUUGAACGAGCCGGCCAGCUUGACCGGAGCAGCAAAAUUGUGCCCGAGCAGUGCGGAAAUCAUACGACACUCGCCGCGCAUACUACUCUGAAACAAGGCGAUGUAGUUCCAGUUCGAGAAACAUCGACCACGCAAGCAUCUGGUACGCAUGGCGAAACGAGGUUGUCGCCAUUUGAGUACGAUUUUGUUAAGGGACAGAACGUUGAACUUCCUACUGGGAAGGAUGCGCUGGUCCCAGUACAAGAGGUUGUGUUCCAGCAACGAAUGCGUAUCCCGACGACCAUCUUCUAUCCUUCAAUCAAAGGCGAUGCAAACGCGGAUCUGACCGAAGAAAGCAGCAAUGAAUUCAAAUCCGCAAUAUUACAGAACUUGGAUCUGGAGUAUCUUCACCACGAAACUGAACUAGCACAUCAUGCUGCUGAAGCUAGUCCUCUCAAGUCCUCAGCCAUGAAAAGCCCGAUGCACAGAGCGUUGAAAGAAGCUCUGUCGACAUUACAGGAUUCGGUGCUAGCUGAAAUGGUCUUGUCGCCUGAAGUCCUUAUCUCCGCUUUCCCAGAUGGAUACUCAAUAUACAAACCCAUGCUUCUGCUUCCACACAAUGCUUUUGGAUCUACCGCAUGGGAGAUAUUUCUAUCUCGGCAUGCCGUGGAUUCAGAGUUACUAGCACCGGUCUGGCAGUACGUUGCAGCAUCAGUUGGUGCAACACAUGUAGCAAUCAACUCACCUAUCCCACCAAAGACAAACACCAACCCCAAUAUGGAUUCGGGGGCAAACCAGAACCAAGAGAACAUUCUGCGCCGACCAAUCAAUCUUGUACCGAUACACGGUGACUUUGGACCCAGCCCUACGCUCCAGACAAUCUCAUGUCCCACUGCCACUGACUUUGAACAAGCUUUAUGGGUUACGGCAAAACAGAACGGUAUUUGGCAAGUCUGGGCACCUUUGUAUACCAUGUUUAGCCGUGGCAACAUCCGCGAGAAGACUCGAAUACUCAACCUCGCUGCAGUCACCACUGACUUGGACGAAGCCUCGGCAGCUGUGGAUCUCUAUGCAGGCAUAGGCUAUUUUGCCUUUUCAUAUAAGAAGAGUGGAGAGUACCGCCAAGACGGAAUUCGCAGAGUAUUGUGCUGGGAAAUCAAUCCAUGGUCGGUUGAAGGUCUGCGACGAGGCGCAGAGAGGAAUGGCUGGUUAUGCAAGGUUAUCAAGGGAGACGACCUUUGUCAGUUGAGGCGGACUAGUGCAUAUGCCCCGAAUGGGCUUGCUUGCCCAUCGCUCAAUGGAACUGACAUACAAAAAGCGGACUUUUGGGUAUUCCAGGCAAGCAAUGAAAGAGCCAAGUCAGACUAUGCAGCCAUGAGUACAAGCUUGGGCUUGGUUUGUCAGCUGCCCAUUCGGCAUGUAAACCUAGGCUUACUGCCUACUUCGAGAUUAUCGUGGAGUAUUGCAGUUGAUAUGCUAGACGGGCAACGCGGUGGAUGGAUCCACGUGCACGAGAACAUUGGGAUCAGAGACGUCGAGUCGAGAAGCAAGGAGAUUGAGGGAGAGAUUGACAAGCUAGUCGAGCGCCGAAAUGGCGGGACAGGCAAUAUGGCUGUAAGAGUAAAGCAUGUUGAGUGGGUUAAGAUGUAUGCGCCAGGCGUUGUACAUUGUGUCUUGGAUGUGCAUGUCCAAGGAGUACUGUAGUUUUUUGGGCGCAAUACUCGGCGCUUUUUUCCUUCCAUCAGCCACUAGGCAGGCCUAACCAAGUUACUCUGAGCAGGCACGUGGUGUUACCUGGUGGUGUGCAGACUUGUAGAGUAGUGGGAGAGAAUAUGUGUUGCACUAGUUGUAUACAAGAUUUAGCAGCAGGCGGGCUAGUGGGGGUCUUGCGGACACAAGGCUGUUGUUUGGAUGAGUAGAGAUCUUCGCCCUCUCCAAGGCGAUCCUGCUGUUGGUGGACAUGGCCGAUAUCGGGCCACAGAUAGUGAGGCGCUCUUGACGUUUGUAAAGGCGGUUAUGUAUUGGCAGAAAGCUUCUAGGUGAUGUUGCGGUGCUGGCGAGAAGCGCGGUCCGAGCGGCUCCGAACAAAUGUAACAAAGUUUUUUGUGUAUGUACCUGUGGU